Molecule: messenger RNA, 354 nt
Organism: Sugiyamaella lignohabitans
Lineage: Eukaryota; Fungi; Ascomycota; Dipodascomycetes; Dipodascales; Trichomonascaceae
Gene: RIT1
Product: Rit1p
Exons: 1
Coding region: 1-354 (117 amino acids)
Biological process (GO): charged-tRNA amino acid modification
Cellular component (GO): cytoplasm
Molecular function (GO): tRNA adenosine(64)-2'-O-ribosylphosphate transferase activity
Source: RefSeq, a predicted model, not a curated record
AUGAACUCAAAUUCAGAUAUUGAUUUUGUGAAUGGGAAUUUUAAAGAAUCGUUGGACUCACUGGUAAAUAGCAGUUUUGGCGAGCUAUCGAAGUCGAUACGAAAAGACUCGCGAAGUGUGAGGAACCGCAUUCAGUCUAUUCUACAAGAUUCAAAUUAUGUCCAACUGGUAGCAGCUUCAUACAAUUUACCACUGGUAGCGAAUGAAAGAUGUGGACGUUGGUAUAUACCUCCUGAGAAAAUCAAAGAGUCUGUCUAUUUCAAAAGCACCGACGGUCAUACUGGUCAAUGGGGAUUUAGCACCCGACGUCUUAAUACUCAUAUUCUUGAUCUUAUUUUGGCUAAUAAUGGGUGA